AUGGGUUCAUGCACUUCAAAACCUAGUCAGAGGUCCGAACAAUUCGGAAUGUUAAAGGAGCGUGGUGAUUUCUUGGGUGCUGACUUGAGAGCUAUGUUUAAUAACCCAGUGUAUAGUGACAUUAUAAUUACUUGUAAAGAUGGUAGAAUUGUUUAUGGAAGCAAAUUACUUUUGGCAGCUCGUUCUGACGUGUUUAGUCGUAUCUUUUUAAAUCCAUCUGUCACAAAUAAUGAAGGAGAGAUAAUAAAUAAUAGCAUUUCUUUUCUCGAAUUUACUUCUUCAACUUUAUUAAUAAUUCUCGAAUAUUUAUAUCUUGGAUAUAUUACGCACGAUACAUUAUCACUUGGUAAUGUGGUAGAGGCAUAUUUAUGUUCGGAAUAUUUCAUGAUUCCAAAAUUAGAAGAAAUUAUAAUAUCAUUCUUGGACAAUGCACUUAAAUGUAGUGCUGAUAGUAAUCUCGCAGCGAAACUUUUAUCACAAGCUAUAGAAUUUAUGUUGCCCUCAUCAGAUGAUAUAUUCUUUAGAACUUUAUAUAAUUGUUUAGUAAUAACACCUUUAGAUACCAUAGAGUAUGAAAUAUUAAAUGAAGAAGUAUUGAAAUUUAUAUUAUCACCAAUUCAUAAAGAUGAAAAUGAAAACAUAGAAUUUAUAACAACAGAAUAUGGAGUAUUUAGAUAUUUAUUAUUAUGGUCUGUACAUAAAAUUUCUCCUGAUUUAUUACCAUCUUUUGAACUUUUAUUACCAUCAACAGAUAUAGCGGAACAUCUUGAUUCACAACAAUUAAUUCAAUUACGUAAAUUACAAGAAAAAUUUAACAAAAAUCCUAAUAAUUCGGAAGUUAAACAAUCUAUUCUUUUAAUAUUAUCACCACUUUGGGAUUAUAUUGAUUUCAAGUUGAUACAUCCUUCAAUUUUAGCAAAUAUUGUAAGUCCUUUAAAUAUUAUUCCUUCAGAUAUAUUGGGAAAUGCAUUUAAAUGGCAUGCUCAAUUACCAGCAGGGAAUAGACCUAAAAGAAAUAGAGGAAUCGUUACUGCAAAACCAGGAAAUUUAAAAUUACAUUGGGAUAGAAAAGCUCAUGGUAAAAAGAUGGUAUUACUAGAUCAUGGAGCAGUUAUUAAAAGUCAAUCAAGGAAAUUUGAAUUUGCUAGAACAUCUUUACCAAUUCGAGGAUAUGAAAUUUAUGAAUGGGAUUUCAUAAUCGAAGAACCAUGUAAACAUAUGUGGAUUGGAGUGUGUAGUGUAAAAAAUCGUAAAGUAAAUUAUUCAACUUGGUUAGGAGGAGAAGAAUAUGGAUGGGUACUUGGAUCAAAUGGAUAUUUAGCACAUUGUAAAGUUAGAUUUACUAAAGGAACUAAGAUAACAGUUCACUUGAAUAUGGAAAAUAGAACAUUAUCAUAUUCUGUUAAUGGAAUAAAUUUUGGGGAAGCAUUUAGAGAUUUACCAAAUGAAGUUUAUCCAGCAGUUUCCAUAAAAAGUCCAGGUAAAAUUAGAAUCCAACCUCAUACAUUUUCAAUAAACAGUUAUCAAGACAACAAUAAUGAAUUGAGUUUAUCUACUUCUCCUCUCAAUUCACUUGAUAAUUAUUCUUCCAUUUCUCCUAUUAAAUCUGAGUCACAAAAUAUGUCAAGCGAAUUAUAG
Diversispora eburnea is the source of this 1638-nucleotide messenger RNA. The record is from the annotation of a GenBank genome assembly. Lineage: Eukaryota; Fungi; Glomeromycota; Glomeromycetes; Diversisporales; Diversisporaceae.